Scleropages formosus (Asian bonytongue) is the source of this 1738-nucleotide messenger RNA. It is a transcript of the gene bcl7ba, whose product is annotated as BAF chromatin remodeling complex subunit BCL7B a. NCBI's taxonomy places the organism in Eukaryota, Metazoa, Chordata, Actinopteri, Osteoglossiformes, Osteoglossidae. The transcript has 6 exons. The record is from RefSeq and is a predicted model, not a curated record. Bases 78 to 731 code for a protein of 217 amino acids.
CCGAGACCGGACAGCGAGACCGAGUGUCGGUCGGAGUGGCGAGAGGGGAGAAAAUAGAAGUAAUAUCGAGCUUCAAAAUGUCUGGACGCUCAGUUCGUGCCGAGACCCGGAGUCGUGCGAAAGAUGAUAUUAAGAAAGUGAUGGCGGCCAUUGAAAGAGUGCGGAGAUGGGAGAAGAAGUGGGUGACUGUCGGAGACACAUCGUUGCGGAUAUUUAAAUGGGUGCCCGUGGUGGACACGAAGGAGAAAGACAAGAGCAAGAUGUCCGGCGGGGCUGUGCGGGAGCUCAAGAGCUUCCCUGCGGACACGGCCUCGGAAGCGGCUCGCUCCGUCCUGCUCGACUUCCAGGACGAGAACAGCAACCAGAGCUCGCUGUCGGACACGUACCAGCCCAAGGUGGACAGCAGCAGCAACUCGAGCCCGCAGCCCAGCGAGCCGGUGAGCCCGGCCCACACCUGCGACUUCCGCACUGACGACUCGCAGCCUCCCACCCUGGGCCAGGAGAGCAUGGAGGGUGAGGGCAGAAGGUCCCGUCGUCGUCGUCGUCUCGCAACGCUCUGCUUCGAGCCAUCUCUGCAGACGUGCGAAGUUGCGGACGAGCCUCCUACCCUGAUAAAAGAGGACCUGCUGCCCCUAAGCGCUCAGGAGGAAGAGGAAAGUUCUGGAGCGCCGCCACUUAAAAGAGUGUGUACCGAGCAGAACUCGGUGCUGCAGGCCACCUCCCUGAGCUAGCGGGGGGGGGGGCUCAGCCGCUCCGCUCGUGGGAGUGCUGUGUGUCCACCCAGGAAUGGCUGCGAAGACGACACGUCGAGGACCAGACACGUUUGGCCGGACAGACGUUGUUAUUGACCCGACCUGACCCGACCCGACCCGACCUGACUAGCUUGUACUAUCUAUCUCCUGCAGAUGUUGCAUUUCUGUGCGUAAUUCGCAGACGCUGACAUGAUCUUCUGGUGGCUGUUCAGUUGGAUUCUAUACCAAAAAGUGUGUGAGAGAGCGCGAGAGUUGUAGAUUGAAAAAAAGAAAAAAGAAAAAACACGUUGCUGACAGGUGCUGUCAGAUGGGUAAAUGAGUUUGAUUAUGUGAGCUUGACUUUUCAUGUCCUUUAAUUGGAGUUACUAUGACGUACUACACUGAAGGUAGCGCUUCAUGUUGUCGAUCCUUUGUGUCCGCAGUAUAUGCAUCAGGGUCUUGAUGUUAUUGGCAGUUUAUAUGAACCUAGUACAAAAAAGCCAUGCUCGGUGUUGUAUUGUCCAACUUUUCUUGGUUAAGCCUUGAACUGAACUUCAGUGUGGAGACAUUGUAUAUGCAUGUAAAUGAUUGACAUUACGUUGUUGCAAAUGAGGUAAAUUAUAUUUUAAUUAUUACUGGUACAAUGAAAGAUACUCAUUUCCACACGUUGACUUAUCCAGGCAGUACAUGGAGGUGCAGCACAAGCAAACAAAUUUCGCACGAGAGAUGCUUCACAGGCCGCCUUUCUAGGUGCCCUUCAUUUGCAUAUUUGUGCUAAACAAGUUACAGUUUGGUGUUUGAUAUGCUUUAAUUGCGCUUCGUUCUUUGUGUAGCUUGGGCCGCCUAAUUCGUCCCACUAAUAUAAGGACCGUCGAGAGUUGGUUUGCAUUCAAUAUGAGUUGUCCAAAGUGGGUGGGUGCGUGCGUGUGUAUCGCCAUUCAAAACAACCAUUUCAUUAGUGGGGUAGUUAUUUAAUUCUUUGGUGUUUCCCCUCUAUGCCAAAUUAG